AUGGCCUCCAACACGAUCGUCUCUGUCAUCGGCGACCACGGAUGGCACCUGGGGGAGCAGGCGGAGUGGUGCAAGCGAACCAACUUUGAGCUUGGGACACGCAUACCGAUGAUGAUUCACGCCCCGAACUAUCCGACCAGCCAUGGGAAAAGAACGGAGCACUUUGCCGAGGCGGUAGACUUGUACCGCACGCUCGCUGCUUUGGCAUUCCCCGCAUCUCCGCCGAUACAAGACAGCGUGAGCGGCACCGACCUUUCACCCAUCUUCGCCGACCCCACGAAUCCCUCGACUGCCGUUCGGGCUUACACCUUCUCCCAGAUGUCGAGAUGCCCCGCCGAAGACACACUAGGACCAUUUUCGAGCUGCACUCAAACACCCCAGGCAGAAAUCACUUGGAUGGGCUACAGCGUGCGUUCAGAGCAGUACCGUUACACUCUGUGGCUGCCGUUUGACGGAGAUGAAAAUCUGGCCGCGUGGUCUGGCACCGAUGAACACGAGGAGCUGUACUCGUACGUCGACAGCAAGAUGGACGACUUCAACUCCUUUGAGAAGGUGAACGUGGCGUCCGACCCGAUGUAUACCGUGAAGAAGGCGGAGCUGCGCGCCGUUCUUACAGCGGCAUUCAACCCGCCCCCCCCUCCCGCCCAAACCUCGUCAAAGCCCGCCCUCAUCGGCGGCAUCGUCGGUGCGCUCUGCUUCCUCGCAGUGCUGGCGUGCUUCCUGGCCUGCCGCAAGCAUGGGCGACUCCGAUGGAAGAAGUGA
Emiliania huxleyi CCMP1516 is the source of this 762-nucleotide messenger RNA. RefSeq lists its product as hypothetical. Gene Ontology annotation, molecular function: iduronate-2-sulfatase activity. The record is from RefSeq and is a predicted model, not a curated record. The coding region runs from base 1 to 762 and encodes 253 amino acids. The transcript has a single exon. NCBI's taxonomy places the organism in Eukaryota, Haptophyta, Isochrysidales, Noelaerhabdaceae.